AUUCCAGAAAGUGAUAACUACAGAUUGCAAAACAUAAUUUCAGCUUGGGCAAGAUAUGCAGCAUAUCUCAGGCUCUACAAUCCAUCAAUUAUCUAUCUGGCAAAGAACUGGGAAAUUGUUCAGCAACUUGCUGAGUGUGUUGAAUUUCUAGAAAUUUUCAUGCUUCGAAACAAUGGAGUUGAGCCUCUGUGUCAUCUCCUUCAAGUAUUUAUAUCAAAGAGACUGAAAUCUGUUGGAUUCUGUUCUUGCAAAGUAAACUCUGUUGAAUUGUGGAGUAAAAUAUAUUGUUCCUUGAUGCCAUUACAAGAAAAUGGUUGCAACAUAACUGACAUAGAAAAGGAGAAAAUUGUUCCUUUUGGAAACAAGGAUAAUCCUUAUCAAUUCCUUCCCGGGGAAUUACAUGUAAUUAAUGAAAUGGAAAAUUGCACAUCUCCUCCAAGUGUCUUAGAUGAUGUGGACAUUAAUUUUUAUGAGUUUACUGAUGAUGACUUGUCAUUUUUGCCAAAGAGAGAUAGAAAAUUCUCUGAAUCAUCCUGGAGUUGCACUGGAUGUUUACCUAAAUUAGGCACAAGUGAAGCCGCUUGCAAGUUCUACUUCAGAUCUCUUUGA
Porites lobata is the source of this 609-nucleotide messenger RNA. NCBI's taxonomy places the organism in Eukaryota, Metazoa, Cnidaria, Anthozoa, Scleractinia, Poritidae. The record is from the annotation of a GenBank genome assembly.